UUAAUCGUGUUCGGUUCAAGAGUGUUUAAGUUCUUCAAAAUUUGGUAAAAUGCCUCGAAAAUGUUUUGUGGAUAACUGUGAUCGGAGUCAAUCGAGCGGAAAAUUUACCUUCCACGCAGUUCCCGGGAAAACCGUGGAUAACCAUACGAACAAUUUGAGCCUCAAACGACGAAAACUGUGGCUUGAUGCUUUGAAGAAAAAAGACGAUUUCAAAGUUAAAAAAAUUGUUUGUGGCAGGCACUUCGUCGGUGGAAAACCUUCUGCACUUUUGGACGUGGAUAAUGUAGACUGGGUUCCGACGAUCGAUUUAGAAUUGACGCGCAAGGAUGAACUUCCCGAUGAUGAUUCUUCCGACAGCUUGGACGAGCCUGUUCGCGCCUCCAACGGUUCGACUGCCAGGCUGCAACCGGAUGGUUCUGUUGCACGAACAACCGGUCACCGGCCUUCAACAAACGGAGCGGUUAAUUCAACUCACGACCGUUCACGGUCCAUAAGCGAACACUCCGACAUGUCCUCCAAGGCUGGUUCCGAAGACAUGGAGUGCGGAGCCGAUAAUUCGACCCACGGCCGGUCGCGGUCCAACAGCGAACACUCCGACAUGUCCUCCAAGGCUGGUUCCGAAGACAUGGAUACUGGAACCGAUCAUUCGUCCCACAGCCGUUCACGGUCGAUCAGCGAACGCUCCGACAUGUCUACAAGGGCCGGAUCCGGAAACAUGGAGUGCGGAGCCGAUAAUUCGACCCACGGCCGGUCGCGGUCCAACAGCGAACACUCCGACAUGUCCUCCAAGGCUGGUUCCGAAGACAUGGAUACUGGAACCGAUCAUUCGUCCCACAGCCGUUCACGGUCGAUCAGCGAACGCUCCGACAUGUCUACAAGGGCCGGAUCCGGAAACAUGGAGUGCGGAGCCGAUAAUUCGACCCACGGCCGGUCGCGGUCCAACAGCGAACACUCCGACAUGUCCUCCAAGGCUGGUUCCGAAGACAUGGAUACUGGAACCGAUCAUUCGUCCCACAGCCGUUCACGGUCGAUCAGCGAACGCUCCGACAUGUCUUCAAGGGCCGGAUCAGGAAACAUGGAGUACGGAGCCGAUAAUUCAACCCACGGCCGGUCGCGGUCCAACAGCGAACACUCCGACAUGUCCUCCAAGGCCGGUUCCGAAGACAUGGAUACUGCAACCGAUCAUUCGUCCCACAGCCGUUCACGGUCGAUCAGCGAACGCUCUGACUUUUCCUCCAGGGCCGGUUCUGAUCACAAUUAUUCCUCUAGCGAUGAUAUGGAUUCUGAUGACAUCAGGGCUGAUUUGAAUAUGGAUCGUUCUGAUUUGCCAGAAAAUUUCACCUCGUUACCUACAGACCAGCAACAGUCAAACCCAUCUAUAUUGGCAUCCAAACAUCAAGAAGAUGAGGCUGUUGCAUCAUCUUCGCGUAAGGGAAAUUGCAACGUACAGGAGGGAGGUUUGCUACUUAAUGUUUUGCUAUUUAUUUAUUUUUGCACAGAUUUUAAUUUUAAUUUUAGGUGUCUGCUAUCCCGCAAAAACUUUCCAGCAGUACUAUGAUGAAAUUAUUCGCUUGCAAACAAAAAACGAUGAGUUGGAGGCUGAGGUCCAAAAGUGUAGAAGAGGUCUGAAAUUUGUCGAAGACGACCGAAAAUGUUUAUUCUAUACCGGGAUCAGCAGUUAUGAAACCUUUUUUAAACUAUUUAAAUUUUUAGAACCUAGUCUAGAUCAGCCUGUCUGUAAUUUGUCAAAAGACCAGCUACUUGUUUUAACCCUAACGAGAUUACGAUUGAACACAUCGCUCUCAUCAUUGGCCUAUGACUACAACUCUAGCUUAACAACAAUUUCAAAAUAUUUCCACAGAACCCUCUAUCAAAUCCACGAAAGCCUCAAGUGGGCAAAUCUUCCCACAAAACCUGAAAUUGCUAUUCGACAUUUGCCACAAAAUUUUCAGUCCAAGUUUGGAAACAAACGAAUAUUUAUUGUUGACUGCUUUGAAAUUUUUUGCCAGAAUCCCUCUGAUUUAAAAGCGGCAACUUCUCUUUAUAGCAAUUAUAAAAAACACGAGACGGUUAAAUAUAUGAUUGCGAUCCAUCCAGAUGGUAACAUUGCUUUCAUUAGCUCAGGUUACAACGGUAGGAUUUCAGAUAAGGAAAUUUUCAAAAAAAGCGGUAUUUUAGAUCAUAUUGUAGAAGACGAUAUUAUUUUAGCUGAUAAGGGUUUUG
Culex pipiens pallens (northern house mosquito) is the source of this 2223-nucleotide messenger RNA. RefSeq lists its product as uncharacterized. The coding region runs from base 50 to 1558 and encodes 502 amino acids. The record is from RefSeq and is a predicted model, not a curated record. The transcript is spliced from 2 exons. Lineage: Eukaryota; Metazoa; Arthropoda; Insecta; Diptera; Culicidae.